UCCUGUUGUGCAACUUUCUGGAGUCACUAGGUCAGAGCGUCUCCUUGUAGCGGUGGCAGUUACAGUCGGUGCCCAUGAAGGAUGAGGAAGACCAGGCUCUGUGGGCUGCUGUGGAUGUUCCUCGCAGAACUCCAAGCUGCAGUUAAAUUAAACGAGGAAAAGAUUACUCUGACAGUGGGGCAGACCCUGAAUGUCCAAUGUCCCUUCAACGUCAUGUACGCCAGAAGCAAGAAGGCAUGGCAGAGGCUGACAGAUGAGGGGGAGCGCCGGACACUGGCAGUAAUCGGGGGAGGCUCGGAGCCCAUCGACAAUGGCCAGAGGUACUUCCUGGAAGAGCUCCCCACUGAUGGCAUAAUGUACGUCCGAAUGACCAACCUUCAACUGGAGGACUCGGGAUUGUACGAGUGUGUGAUCCACCAGCCUCCCAAAGACCCCUACGUGUUGUUCCAUCCUGUCCGCCUGACGGUGACGGUGGGGAACGGUGUUGCUGGUGCUGUGGUCCAUGGCUCCAGGACUCCCUUUGGACCCCCACUCGUGGACAACGCUGUCUCGCCAGAUCCUGCCUCAGAAAAGAGUCCUGCCAGGAACUCGGCCCAGGUUUCCACCCUUCCUCCUAUUACCACCAAGGCCCGGCGCACGCUGCGUAACAGUUCCAGGACUGUGACCCAACACCUGCCCAUGCCAACAGCCAGCCUCUCCUCUCCUGGCCUGGAAGUCAACCCCACACAAGGGACGGAUGUCAUCAGGUUCUCUCGGAUGAGCAUCAUCAUUAUCGUGGUGUGUGGGAUCCUGAGUAAGAGCCUGGUCUUCACUGCCCUGCUGUUCGUCACACAGAGGUCAUGUGGACCCUAGGCCCAUGGACACACGAGAAUGCCCCGUGACCUCCAUCCACCGCCCCCUGGCAGCUGAGCCAGAAGAGUGUGAAGGCGGGGGGGGAGGGGGGGGGCACAAUGACUGAGCUGAAUCUGUAACACAGGUUAUUUCUAAGGCUCGGGAUGCCCCUUCCUGGCCCUGCUGACUCCCUACAUGUCACCAACAACCUUGGAUGUGAACUGUGCCCAAUCAGAAGAGAAGAUGCAGCCCCCAACAUGCCCUGGGCCUCCAUUCCACCUGCGGCCCAGGCUUCGCAUUAAAUACAGAUGGAGUGCAAUGCUUUUCACUGUCCU
This is a messenger RNA of Molossus molossus (Pallas's mastiff bat), 1166 nucleotides long. RefSeq names its product triggering receptor expressed on myeloid cells 1 (gene TREM1). The coding region runs from base 82 to 852 and encodes 256 amino acids. Gene Ontology annotation, biological process: neutrophil-mediated killing of gram-negative bacterium; cytokine production involved in immune response; neutrophil chemotaxis. Lineage: Eukaryota; Metazoa; Chordata; Mammalia; Chiroptera; Molossidae. The transcript has 5 exons. The record is from RefSeq and is a predicted model, not a curated record.